Molecule: messenger RNA, 2520 nt
Organism: Beauveria bassiana ARSEF 2860
Lineage: Eukaryota; Fungi; Ascomycota; Sordariomycetes; Hypocreales; Cordycipitaceae
Product: Cullin family protein
Exons: 3
Coding region: 1-2520 (839 amino acids)
Biological process (GO): protein ubiquitination; ubiquitin-dependent protein catabolic process
Cellular component (GO): Cul3-RING ubiquitin ligase complex
Molecular function (GO): ubiquitin protein ligase binding
Source: RefSeq, a predicted model, not a curated record
AUGAUCUCUGGGAGAGGAAGCACUGGCACGAGAGGCCGCGUCCGUCCGCCUCGUCGAAUUGCUCGACCAAACGGCAGCGGCGAAGGAGCCGACUUCGAAUCAUGCUGGAAUAUGCUCAAAGAAGCUUUACGCGACAUACACAACAAAAGCUGUGGCCGGCUGUCAUUCGAGGAACUCUACCGAGCCGCCUACAAAAUUGUCCUUAAAAAGAAAGGCGAUAUUCUCUACGAGCGCGUCAAAGAAUUCGAAGAGGACUGGUUUACCAAUAAUGUCAUUCCAAAGAUCAAGGCGCUCUUCACCAAUAGCCUCAUCAAUGUGGGGAUGGAUAGAGGUGGUGCAACAUCCGUGAACGAACGACGCCAAACCGGCGAAAACUUCCUCAAAGGUCUGCGCGAUACCUGGGAGGACCACAACAUGUCGAUGAACAUGACGGCAGACAUCCUCAUGUAUCUAGACCGCGGUUAUAUCCAACAGGAGCUGCAUAGGGUUCCCAUCUUUUCGACCACGAUUGCACUGUUCCGAGACAACAUCCUGCGCUCUUGCCUUAAUAAGGACUCUGAAAGCUUAGUUGUUGAUAUUCUUAUCACAGUCAUGCUGGAUCAAAUUGACAUGGAGCGCGAGGGCGACAUUAUCGACCGGAAUCUUAUCCGCAGCUGCAGCCGCAUGCUCAGUAGCCUGUACGAAGCCGAGGACGAAAACGAAUUGACAAAGCUGUACUUGGUAUUGUUCGAACCGCGCUUUCUCGAAAACAGCCAAGCAUUCUACAGCCGUGAAUGCCAAGAAUUACUGCAAGUGGCAGACUCUUGCAGAUGGCUGAGGCAUGCAAAGAAACGACUGGAGGAAGAGAAAGACCGAUGCGGAACUACGAUUGAACCCGAAACCGAAACGAAAAUCACAUCUGUUAUUGAUCAGCAACUCAUCUUGAAGAAUUUGGAAGAGUUUCUUAACAUGGAUGGUAGUGGCUUACGAUGGAUGAUCGAUAACGAAAAGUCAGAGGAGCUGUCGAUCUUGUACCACCUCGUCGCAAGGGUUGACAAGAACAAGACAUCCUUGCAAAGAAUUUUGCAAAAUCGUGUUGUUGAAAUGGGUCUUGAAAUCGAAAAGACUCUUCAGAACACCGACUUUUCCGUGCCCCCGGCAGGCGAAGAGGGCACAGGUGAGAAGAGUGAGAAACCAAAGGCGCUUACGGCCUCUUUCCAGCAGACUGCGGCAGCGAUCAAGUGGGUUGACGAUGUUCUGGCCCUUCGAGAGAAGUUUGACACAAUGUGCACCAACUGCUUCGAGUCAGAUUUGAUCAUCCAAACAGCUCUUGGCAAGAGCUUCUCCGAGUUUAUCAAUUUAUUCUCGCGAAGUUCUGAAUACGUUUCACUUUUCAUCGACGAGAAUCUGAAGAAAGGCAUCCGUGGCAAAUCGGAAUUGGAAAUCGACGUGGUCCUGGAUAAAGCGGUCGGUCUAAUACGCUAUCUUCAGGAUAAAGACAUGUUUCAGACGUACUACCAGCGCCAUCUUGCCCGACGACUGCUUCACGGCAAGUCGGAGAGCCACGAUGUUGAGAAUCAGCUCAUCUUGAAAAUGAGACAAGAGUUUGGCCAGCAAUUCACCGUGAAGUUGGAGGGCAUGUUUCGAGACUUGGUUACCUCAACAGAGCUUACAGCCUCAUACCGCGACCACGUUCGUACGUCGGGAGAUGGCAGCAGAAAGACCGAGCUGGGUAUUAAUGUAUUGACUAUGAACUGCUGGCCACAAGAAGUGAUGGGUCGCACCGCACAGAUCGGCGAAGGCUCUCGAAUCACUUGCAAUUACCCACCAGAUAUUGCAAGGCUACAAGCGAGCUUUGAGCAAUUCUAUUUGGCAUCCAGAAACGGAAGAAAGCUUACUUGGAUUGGGACGACGGGCAGCGCUGAUGUGCGAUGCACAUUCCCAGCGAUCCCAGGAAAGUCGGGCGGUCUGGCAAAGGAAAGACGUUAUGAGAUCAAUGUGCCAACAUAUGCUAUGGUUGUCAUGAUGCUUUUCAACGAUGUACCCGAUGAUGAACAGCUUUCGUUUGAGGAGAUUCAAGCAAAGACUGCGAUUGCGACAGCCGAUUUAAUGCGAACUCUCACUGCGAUUGCGGUGGCGCCCAAGUCGCGUAUUCUCCUCAAAGACCCGCCAACAAAAUCGGUCAAGCCAUCGGACAAAUUUUCCUUUAAUACACUCUUCCAGAGCAAGACUAUGAGAAUAAAGGCGCCAAUCAUUAAUGCCGUCUCGAAGGUUGAGGAUGCAUCUGAGAGAACAACGACUGAAGAAAAGAACAACGAAACACGGGCACAUAUUAUUGAUGCAGCUAUUGUGCGAAUCAUGAAAUCGCGAAAGGAACUAAGCCACACGUUGCUUGUUAGCGAGGUUUUGGCCCAGUUAGCAGCUCGAUUUAAGCCCGAAGUACCAUUUAUCAAGCGCCGUAUAGAAGACCUGAUUGGUCGGGAAUAUCUCGAGCGGCCGGACGAUGAAGACGCACCAGGCGUGUACCGCUAUGUGGCGUAA